GGGGAGGGCGGGCAGUUUCCGCGGUGCGGACGGGUGUUGGAGCUGUUUUUCUCUGCGUCACUUCACGCAGUAGGGGUACCGUUUGUAGGAAGGGCGGAUUUCGGUGUAAACGAUCCAGCAGAGGGAACAUUGUGCAGGCAGGGGCUUGUUAGGAAGCAAUGAGCGAGCGGUGGGGAGCCGGUGCCAGGUGCGGCCUGCAGCUCGCCCGUCGCGGCUAAAUAGCUGCCGGUUGCUGGUGGGAUGAGGUAAUCGGGCUCCCGGUUGACACUGCCUGAGAGGCAGCUGCUGCCCAGGCUUCACUUCACCCUCUAGCCUUUUGUUCCGUUGCCUCCCGCCCGUGCUUUUCGGCCGUUAUUGAUUGAGGUGGGGGUGGGCCUCGGGGUCGAUCUUGUUGCCGGCCUGAGGAUGUUCGGUAAUAGCCGGCGUGCGGGCCGCCUGCCCUCGCUGCUGUUGUUCGGCCUGCUAGUGCUGGCCGCCGUCGUGGCCUUCAACUACUGGAUGGUGUCGUCGCGGAACAGCAGGUUGCAGCUUGAGCUGGCCGAGCUCCAGGUGCAGGUGAAGAAAACAGAUACAGCUAAAAGUCGUCUAGAGAAAAGAAACUCAGAGCUCAUGGGGCAAGUGGAUACUCACAGGAGACGGCUUGAUGAAAAAGAAGAUGAAUGUAAUAAUUUGGGUAACCAGCUACAAAAUAAAGAUAAUUUGAUGAAGAAAUGCAUAGAGGAGAAGGUUAAAUUUCAAAACAAUGUAACAGAGCAGUUGUCGGUGAUCCAUCGGUUACAAGAGCAACUCACCGAGUUACGACAAGAGUUCAUUAAGCAGGAUGAACAGCUUCAGGAGUACCGGAGAAAUUCCACAACCUUGGAGAAGAAAUUAGAAUAUGAGAGCCUGCAAUGUGGUCAGCAGAUCAGUGCACUAAAGGAGCAAUGUGAAGAGAAAAUCAAAACUCUACAGAGAGUGCACAAUCAGCCUCCAAAACAUGAAGAAGAUACCAAACGAAACCAACUUGGAGAGGAGAAAGAGGAAGCAUCUAAACAUGGUGAAUCUGAUUGGAAUUACAAAAAAGUAAAUCUUGAAAACAUACCACAGAUUGCUAGGAACAAUAAACCUGCCAUUAAUCUUGAUGGAAGCAAACUGCAGCCUCAUCAGGACAACGAGAUUAAAUUACUAAAUCUGGGCAAAGGAGAUGAUGAUGCUGGAAUGCCUGGUGUAGAAGAAAACGAACAAGGAAAAUCCAUGGAUUUUGGGCAGAAAAGGAUUAACUUUGCCAUCAAUCAUUCAGAUCACAAAAAUGGAAUGAAUUUGGAAAGGAUUGAGAAACCUCUGUCAAAGAAUGUUGGAAUCCCUGGAAACAAGCUGAUUAUGGAGAAUGAAGUGGAGCCUGACCAUUUUGUCAAGAGUCCAGUGAUGCAAGCUCCACCCAAGCCACCUCUGCAGCAUGAUAACCAACAGGACAUUGUAAAAGAAGAUAAACAGGGCAAUAUAAACAUGCCAAAUGCAGCAGAUCACAAGGACCAAGCCAACAUGGAUGAUGAUAACAUCCACGUCAAGGCAGAUGAAGUUGGCGAGUCUCAGAAUCAGCAGCCAGCUUUGGAUAAACAACAUCAAGGAAAACUAAUGCAUCACUUAACCAAGGAAUCGAUCAUGCAGCCACCAUCUAAUCAAGUUCAGCAUUUUGUUCCUGGCCAAGCUUUGUCAAAUCAUUUUUACCGUCAGGGUGCAAAAGGACAUGAGAAAGCAAACGAACCAAGAGAGCAUGUUAAAGGUCAAGGCCAGUUCUUUGAUGAAAAUGAAUCCCCAGCUGAUCCGCAACAUGACUCUAAAGUGGCGGAUUAUAAUGGGGAUGAUGGUAAUGUGGGUGAGUACGAGGCAGACAAGCAGGCCGAACUGGCUUACAAUGAGGAAGAGGAUGGUGAUGGUGGGGAAGAAGACGUCCAAGACGAGGAGGAACAAGACCUUCCAGAGGCUGUGAACAAUCCCGCUGUAUAUGAAAAGCGGCGCUUUGCAGAAAAUGGUUUGUAACUAUCUGAUACCAGAGUGAGCCUGAGUUUUAAUGGGCCCUGGAAGGAAUCCUGAUUAGAAUACUUAAUGCAAUAAUGCAAAAUCAUUGUAUGGUGUGCCCUGGCCUUUUUACAAGUGCAUUACUUGAUAAAACUUGAACUUGUAUCGAUAUGUUGGGUGAAAUAGGAAGAGAUUCAGACUAGUAUUUCUUAAAGUUGAAAUGCAACUUGUUUAGAUUACUUUUAUUAUUUCAAACAUUCUGGGGAGGGGUGGGGAAGUUUCGUUUACCUCUGUACAUUUUUUGUAUAUUUUGUACUUUUGAAGAUUUUAUGAACAAAAUUUAGUUAUUUUGAAUGGCUGAGUUCACUAAAUCAAUACACAAAAUCAGCAACUUAACUGAAUCGGCAGUAAUCUGCUAUUUUCCAGUUAAUCAAAGUAACAUUGGAAAAAUUGUCUGUUUGAAAUCUACGCUAUUAAAAAGAUAACUGCAGCUAAAUAAUCAUUUUGCCUUGUACAGCUGAUUAUCAGAUUUAGUAUUGCCUUGUUCUGUGAAAGCAGUGAAUAUUGUCUUGGUUCUAUGGAAGAAGUGAUGAGAAUCUAUUGAAUUCAUUCUGAAGUUUUAACAAACAAGGUGAAUAUAUACAGUAGAUAUAUCUAGUAAUUUAUAAUGGAGCAAAUGAAAUUAACCGAACUGUCUUCAACAGUAGUAUUGUUUGGGUAUUGAUUUCUGCGUGCAUUCCUUUUGUUGCUUCCAACGACUUGUGUACUGCAAUGUAAAUAAAUUCCAGGGAGAGUCAUGAAACCUGGACAGUGCUACCUGCAGUUGGGUAUAGUGCUGGCAGUUUGCUGAACCUGGGAGCUGCAAUGCAUCGGAACUCUAUAGCAGAUAACGGACCAUCAUCCAUCUUGAAAACACUGGUACAGAAUAACAUGCACGUCAGUUGAUAUUGUUGCUUGGUAGACGGAGAACUAAGGGCAUUUUAAAAAGGAUUAAAUGAUGGACGUCGCCUGUCCAGUGAAAAUUAGCUGUCACAUCUGCAGCACUUAAUAAAAUACAAACCAAACACUA
Hypanus sabinus (Atlantic stingray) is the source of this 3067-nucleotide messenger RNA. It is a transcript of the gene golm2, whose product is annotated as golgi membrane protein 2. The record is from RefSeq and is a predicted model, not a curated record. The coding region runs from base 406 to 2019 and encodes 537 amino acids. The transcript is spliced from 11 exons. Lineage: Eukaryota; Metazoa; Chordata; Chondrichthyes; Myliobatiformes; Dasyatidae.